This is a messenger RNA of Phascolarctos cinereus (koala), 3627 nucleotides long. It is a transcript of the gene RBM28, whose product is annotated as RNA binding motif protein 28. Lineage: Eukaryota; Metazoa; Chordata; Mammalia; Diprotodontia; Phascolarctidae. Gene Ontology annotation, cellular component: nucleolus. Gene Ontology annotation, molecular function: mRNA binding. The record is from RefSeq and is a predicted model, not a curated record.
CCCUCGCGGCAGCCUAGGAGCCUGCCCAGGCCUUGCCGGAACUGCUUUCUCCCAGGGGCCGCGCUUUCACCCGGACACCUUUCUCUCGUGGACUCUUCCGGUCAGGCUCGCAGAGCCUGCACGCUGAACCCUUCUCCCGGUGCGUGUGCCCCCCGGACGGUUCCUCGGAGGUUCUGAACACGCACGGAGCCAGCCUUUGGGCCCGAUGGCGGGACAGACCCUGUUCGUGGGCCGCCUCCCGGCCUCGGCCAGCAGCCCGCAGCUGGAGCGUCUCUUCAGUCAAGUGGGGCCCGUGAAGCAGUGUUUCGUGGUCACCGAGAAAGGCAGUAAGACAUGUCGUGGCUUUGGCUAUGUCACUUUUUCCAUGUUGGAGGAUGCUCAGAGGGCCCUCAAGGAAGUUACCACCUUUGAAGGUUGCAAGAUCAAUGUGAUUGUUGCGAAGAGAAAACUAAAGAACAAAACAAAGGGAAAAGAGAAGAAGGAAUGUUCAGUGACCUCACAGGAAGAACCGGAACAAGAAUCAAAGCCCAAGCCUAAAAAAACGAAAGUAGCUGACAAAAAAGCUAGAUUGAUCAUCCGGAAUCUAAGUUUUAAGUGUUCAGAAGAUGAUCUGAAGACCUUAUUUGCUCAGUUUGGUGCUGUCUUGGAGGUGAACAUUCCUAGGAAGCCAGAUGGAAAAAUGCGAGGCUUUGCUUUUGUUCAAUUUAAGAAUCUGUUAGAAGCAGGAAAAGCCUUGAAAGGCACGAACAUGAAAGAAAUAAAAGGACGGACAGUAGCUGUGGAUUGGGCUGUGGCCAAAGAUAAAUAUAGUGCAACACAGUCUUCUGCUUCAGGUGAGGAGCAAAAACCCGCUGAACCCAGACGGCAGGAUGCAAGUCAAGAGAAGGGCAGUGAGGAGGAGGAGUAUGAGGAUGAUGAGGAUGAAGAAGAAGAGUUACAAGUGGCCAAGUCAGCAAAGACUCAGAAGAGGGAAGGCAAAAGACCACUAACUUUGGAUGCUGAGAGCAGUGAGGAAGAUGAGGACAGUGACCUAGAGGAAAGAAGUAGCAGUGAAGAUGAAGAGGAGCGGGAUAAGAAUGAAGUAGAUUCAGAUGAAGACCAAGAUGUAGAAGUUCCAAAGAAGAAAAAGAAGAGGAAGUUGCCAUCUGAUGUGAAUGAGGGGAAAACUGUGUUUAUCAGAAACCUGUCCUUUGACUCAGAAGAAGAAGACCUGGGGGAGAUCCUCCAGCAAUUUGGGGACCUUAAGUAUGUUCGUAUCGUCCUACACAGAGACACAGAGCAUUCCAAAGGUUGUGCAUUUGCCCAAUUCAUGACUCAGGAAGCAGCUCAGGCAUGUCUUGCAGCUGCUUCUGCAGAAACUGAGGAUGGAGGGCUAAAGCUGGAUGGCCGGAAGCUCAAGGUGGACUUAGCUGUGACCCGGGAUGAAGCUGAAAAAUUGCGAAGCAAGAAUGUAAAGAAGCAAACAGGAACCCGGAACCUCUAUCUGGCCCGAGAAGGCUUGAUCCGUGCUGGGACAAAAGCUGCAGAAGGUCUGAGUGCUGCCGAUAUUGCCAAGAGAGAACGGUUUGAGCUUCUCAAACAUCAGAAGCUGAAGGAUCAGAACAUCUUUGUCUCCAUGACCCGGCUGUGUCUCCACAAUCUUCCAAAGGCCGUGGAUGACAAACAGCUCAGGAAGUUGGUGCUGACUGCAGCUGGAGGUGGAAGGGCUGUGCGCCUGAAGGAGUGUCGAGUGAUGCGCGACCUUAAAGGUACACAUGGGAACGUGAAGGGUCAGUCCUUGGGUUACGCUUUUGUGGAGUUUGAAGAGCAUGAGCACGCACUGGCAGCCCUUCGUCACAUCAACAACAACCCUGAGGUCUUUGGCCCUCAGAAGAGACCAAUAGUAGAGUUCUCUUUGGAAGAUCGAAGGAAACUGAAGAUGAAGGAACUGAGGGCCCAGCGAAAUCUGCAGAAAAUGAAAUUGAAGUCUGUAGCUGAUGGGCCCCCAAAAGCCCAGCAGCAACAGCCUGGAAGGUUCCAGAGUCACACACAGGGCCCAAGCAAACUUCCCCUGAAACCAAAUGGGACUCCAGGUUCAUGGGCUGGAUUCCAGACCAAGGCAGAGGUGGAGCAUGUGGAACUGCCAGAUGGGAAGAAGCGGAGAAAGGUCUUGAUGCUCCCCUCACAUCGAGGCCCAAAAAUCAGAAUGCGGGACAAAGGCAAGGCUAAACCUCCUGCACCCAAAAAGCCAAAGGUCCAGAUGAGACAUCAGAAGCAGGAGAAGCAGCGCUCCAGGUCUUUGCAGGUGCCAAAGAAAAAGGCUAAGGGAAAUAAGUCAGAAAUUCGAUUCAACCAGCUGGUCGAACAGUACAAGCAGAAAAUACUGGGACCCACAAAAGGAGCUCCUUUCGGAAAGAAGAGCAAAUGGUUUGACACUUAACCAUAGCAGCAAAUGGCAUAAGUGCCUGCCUCCUUUGCUACACUGCAGGACAUCCUGUCUGGUAGUCUGGUGUUUUUCAUUGUAGGAAAGAGAUGAUGGACUGCCAAAGGGGGCACCUUCUUAGCCCUGAACUGGACACCUCUGGACCUGACGUCUGAUAGCCACAGAGAGAAAUGUCAGAAAGAUGUGAUAACCAUUUUGUAUUUAUAUCCAGAUUGUUCUGUGGAGCUGUACCUCAUUGUUCCAUAUUUAUUCUUGUUUCUUGAGUGGAAACAAUUGUAAAAAAAUUCCUUCUCAUGACAACUUUUACUGUGUCUAUUUUGAUAAGCAUCCUGUAUCAAGGAAAAACUUUUGGUGUUUUUAAAAUAAUAGAUCAUCAUGCUAUUCAUGAACCAUCAUGAUAUCCUUGUGUCUGAUUGCACAACCUUUGUAUGCUGAAUAUGUAGAGCUAGCCAGAUAAGAGUCAGAAGGGAUGGAAAGUGGUGAGCGCAGUGGCCCAGUAGGCUUAUCCCGCCCAUUGAGAAGUGCUGCCUUUCCCAACACUCUUCACAUGCAUCUUUUUGAGAUGCGGUUAUAAACUAUAUGCCACAACUUCUCAGUAUCUAUUGGGAGAGCACAUGAGACACAAACUUGCCACCAUGGAUUGUCCCAAAUCAUAGAUGUAUGUGGCCCUUAAAAUUAUAGUAAGUAGUCACACAAAAGGGGAAGGAAGGGAGCAAAGUUUUGAGAACUGUGUCUUCAGAAUCUUGAGGUAUGCAAGAAAUUCCUAAUAGUCUGGGGCAGGGGAAAGAGAUAAUGUGAUAAUGAGUUUAAAAAGUGCUACAAAUAUUGGAAAAUGCCCUAGAAACAUUCCUGGUAACCAAAAUACUUCAGACUUAGCCUCCAUCUUCACCUCUUACAAGCUCCGAGUUUUCACCUCAAUCUGUCAGGGAACAUUUUCUGUGCUAAUAUGUUUUUAUUUUAUAAUGUCAGUGGGGAAGUUGGGUUCAUUUUUGGGAAGUUUAAUUUAUAGCUACCUUUGCUGGAUAUAAUUAUCCUUAACGUAGGAGAUGGUUGUGUUUAUGCUCUAAAAGGUGCUGAAAAUGAGUGUUGACAACCUUUAACCUGAGUGAGUGAAGAAGGGAGUUUGGUUAUGUAACAUGUAUAUAUACUCGCAUAAAUACAUUGUCUAUUUUUAAAAAAAAUAUAUUUUCUGCUGAGGAAACAGA